AGAUUGCCACCUCUAAUUCCGUCACAUCGACGAAAUUGAGUUCUGUUAGAAAUAACAACGCUAUGAAUUUUAAUGCAAAUAAACAUACAAGAAAAUUGGAAAGCAGCACCAAUAACUGGGGCAAGACUAAGUUCAAGCCGAAGAAGUAUGUUAAACCAUGUCCACCGCCCGUGCCGCAGUCCACCUCGACGCCUUGGCAGCAUGUGAAGGACCACAUAAUAAUGGAUUCUUCGGAACGGGAACACCAGGAGGUGGACACCAAGGACGCCAGGAAGUUCAUGCAGCAGCGUGAGCAGAACCACCGGCGGAAUAUCAUAGAAGCAAACCGGUCGCAGGCCACUAAAUGGGAGUCCUUCAACGAUGAGGAGCCCGCCACGGAAAGAAAACCAAAGCUUCGCAGGACCGUUGAGAACUUGACUUUUGAGGACCGCAAUUUUUUCAGAAAGCAUCUCACGCUGGGCAUCAAAUUAACGCAGGACAAAAUAUCUCUCAGAUCUGCAAUAGGGGAUUUGAAGAAUAAACAGAAAGAGUUUGAAUCGAGACAAAAUGUGAAAUCAUCUAAUACGAACGAAGCAAAGGGUAGCAAACCGUUUCAGAAGAUGCGCGAUAAUGCACAUCCUUAUCGCAAGAAGCGACAGAACGGGAGAAAUCCGUUUCAAAAAGGUCGUCAGAUGGAAUAAGUUGUGCUUAUUUAGUACCCCUAAGUUGACUUCACAAUCUACAUGUAAUGCAAGAAAACUCCUUUAACUAAUAAAUACACAUUUUAAGGAAAA
This is a messenger RNA of Drosophila yakuba, 773 nucleotides long. RefSeq lists its product as uncharacterized. Bases 63 to 680 code for a protein of 205 amino acids. The transcript has a single exon. The record is from RefSeq and is a predicted model, not a curated record. NCBI's taxonomy places the organism in Eukaryota, Metazoa, Arthropoda, Insecta, Diptera, Drosophilidae.